Molecule: messenger RNA, 1572 nt
Organism: Propithecus coquereli (Coquerel's sifaka)
Lineage: Eukaryota; Metazoa; Chordata; Mammalia; Primates; Indriidae
Gene: DRC3
Product: leucine rich repeat containing 48
Exons: 12
Coding region: 1-1572 (523 amino acids)
Molecular function (GO): protein binding
Source: RefSeq, a predicted model, not a curated record
AUGAACCAUCUGCACGACUCGAUGGAGCCGAGAGUGAUGGACGACGACAUGCUCAAGUUGGCUGUGGGGGAGCAGGGCCCCCAGGAGGAGGCCGGGCAGCUGGCCAAGCAGGAGGGCAUCCUCUUCAAGGAUGUCCUGUCCCUGCAGCUGGACUUCCAGAACAUCCUCCGCAUAGACAACCUCUGGCAGUUUGAGAACCUGAGGAAGCUACAGCUGGACAAUAACAUCAUUGAGAGGAUCGAGGGCCUGGAGAACCUCACACACCUGGUCUGGCUGGAUCUGUCCUUCAACAACAUUGAGGCCAUCGAGGGACUGGACACACUGGUGAACCUAGAGGACUUGAGCCUGUUCAGCAACCGGAUCUCCAAGAUUGACGCUUUGGACGCCCUUGUCAAGCUGCAGGUGUUGUCGCUGGGCAACAACCAGAUCAGCAACAUGAUGAACAUCAUCUACCUGCGACAGUUCAAGUACCUGCGCACGCUCAGCCUUUCUGGGAACCCCAUCUCUGAGGCGGAGGAUUACAAGAUGUUCAUCUGUGCCUAUCUUCCUGACCUUGUGUACCUGGACUUCCGGCGCAUCAGUGACGACACGGCAAAGCUGGCGGAGGCCAAGCACCAGUACGGCAUCGAUGAGCUGAAGCACCGGGAGAGCCUGAUGCAGGCGCGGCUGGAGGACGAGCAGGCCCGGCGGGAGGAGCUGCAGAAACACAAGGCUGCGUUUGUUGAGCACCUGAACGGCUCCUUCCUGUUUGACAGCAUGUACACAGAGGACGUGGAGGGCAAGAAGCUGUCCUACCUGCCCGGUGUCAGCGAGCUCCUCGAGGCCUACAAGGACAAAUUUGUCAUCAUCUGCCUGAACAUUUUCGAGUAUGGCCUGAAACAGCAUGAGAAGCGGAAAACAGAGCUUGACACCUUCAAUGAAUGUGUGCACGAGGCCAUCCAGGAAAACCAGGAGCAAGGCAAACACAGGAUUGCCAAGUUUGAGGAGAAGUACUUGCUGAGUUUAAAUACCAUUCGAGAAGAGUCUGAGGUGCCCACCAUUGAGAAGAAGAUCAUGGAGUGUGGCGAAGACAUCACGGAGCUGUUCAAUGCGCUCAUGACGCUGGAGAUGCAGCUGGUGGAGCAGCUGGAGGAGACUAUAAACUUGUUCGAAAGGAACAUCAUCGACUUGGUGGGACUGUUUAUCGAAAAUGUCCAAAGCCUGAUGGCUCAGUGCCGGGACCUGGAGAACCACCACCACGAGAAGCUCCUGGAGAUCUCCAUCAACACCCUCGAGAAGAACGUCAAGGGCGAGCUGGACGAAGACUUGCCUGACGACGUGCGCUUGCUUUUUGUAGACAAAGAUACGAUUAUUAAUGCUGUCGGGGCGUCACAUGACAUCCAUCUCCUGAAGAUUGACAAUCGAGAAGACGAGCUGGUGACUAGGAUCAACUCUUGGUGUACACACUUGGUAGACAAGAUUCACAGGGAUGAGACCACGAGGAACCGCGAGCGAGUAAAGGAGAUCAGUCAAUACGUCGACCACAUGCAGAGUGAACUAGACAACCUGGAGUACGGCGACAUCCUAGACUAG